Stegodyphus dumicola is the source of this 2422-nucleotide messenger RNA. RefSeq names its product complement factor H-like. The record is from RefSeq and is a predicted model, not a curated record. NCBI's taxonomy places the organism in Eukaryota, Metazoa, Arthropoda, Arachnida, Araneae, Eresidae.
GUGAAAUUCCUAGAAUCCGUAAUGGAGCAUUCACAGUGCGACGUCUUGGACCGGCGUAUUUCAGGCUCAGCGGAUGGAUGCGAGAUGAAGAAUACGAAGAAAUACCUGUCGGAACAGAAAUAUCAUCACGUCGCAUGUAUCAUCUUCGUUGCUUCGAUGGAUAUUCAGUUCUAGGGGGUUCAUCAGCUCUUGCGGUAAUAUGCCAGAAAGGCAAAUGGUACCCUAACCCAGUCUGCCUCCCUCAUGGCGUGCCAUACAUGGAAGCAGUUGUGACAGCUGCUUCGACAUCAAAACCAUCAGUGCCGAGGACAGUCGCCGUAGCUGAAUUAUCGUCUACGGAGUCUAAUCUAAAGCUUUCGAGGAUAACAACGCAGCUACCAACUAGUUCCGGUGCCGACGGUAAGGAAGUAGACCAGCCUCACACAGUGUCCGUCGCUGAAAAUAAUAAUGUGGCAGAACGUUGCUACUGCGAGUAUAAUAGUCCGGAUAAGAAUUUGGUAGCUUAUGCCGGAAAUGAACAAGUACAGAAUGGAUAUAAAGUAAAGUUCAACUGCACAUUAAAAUUUCACUGCAAAGAAAUUGGAUACUACCGCUUCACGGGUCCAAAGGAAAUGACCUGCAUAGAUUGUCGCCCUUUUCAUUUUGCUGCGUAUCCUCAGUGCCAGGAACCUGUGCAUAGUGAUACAGUUAUUUUUUUCGAUGGAAACCUGAAAGUGAUGUCUGAUGGAACCCUUUCGUUGAAACAAGGGGUAACUGUGAGACUAACAUGCAUUGGGACCAUCAAAUAUCCAGCCUGGACAUUUCCAGAAAGUGGAAAUACUCAUACUUAUUAUGAGGUCAAAAAUACCCGCGACGGAAAAAUUUACACUGCAGUAUUAGACAUUGUGGUACCAAGUUCGAAGCAUGAUGGAAAGUACAAUUGCGCUAUGGAAGGAUAUGCUCCGACUACUAUCAACAUAAAAGUAUUUGAAAUCAGGUGCCCUGCAUUUAAAGAGUCCGAAGAUAUGUUAAUAGAAUAUACCGCGGAGCAGAGAUCCGGUAGCAUAGCCACAUUCUUCUGCGGUAAAGAUGAUGUAUAUGGAACCUCCAAAUGCCUAGAAACUGGUGACUGGUCAGCGUCGAUGCCAUCUUGUUCAAAGGGCUUGUGUGAACCUCCAGUUGCACCUGAGAAUGGAAUGAUUGUUAUCAAGCCUAGUGUACCUAGCAUCGGAAGCAUCGUGUCAUAUGCGUGCCAGGAGGGUUUCAGAUUGCAAGGAGUUCAGACAACAAGAUGCCUUGAAACUUUAGAAUGGACAUUUGCAGCUCCUAAGUGCUUACGUAAACAACUAAACACAAGUAGAUGCUACUUGAAAGAUCUAAGAAAGAAAACGGGUGUAUCUCUCGAAUCUAGAGAAGUUACCAAUCACAAUGAAUAUCUGGAUGUUGUGUGUGAUCAUGAAUAUACUCCGACAGGCGAGCAGCCAUUUUGCUUCGAAGGAAAGUGGAAUGAACAUUUAUUAUCUCCGUGCCAAGAAAGAAGUUGUGAAAUUUCUAGAAUCCAUAAUGGAGUACUUACAGAGCGACGUCUUGGAAUGCGGUAUUGGACGAGGAAUGGAAGAGUGCGAGAUGAUGUAUUCGAAGAAAUACCUGUCGGAACAGAAAUAUCGUCAGGUAACGUGCGCCAUCUUAUGUGUUUCGAAGGAUAUUCAGUUCAUGGGUCUGGUUCUUCAUAUCUUCCCGUAACGUGCCUGAAAGGCAAAUGGUACCCUAACCCAGUCUGCCUCCCUCAUGGCACACCAUAUGUAGAAGAAGGAGUCACAGCUGCUUCGACAUCAAAACCAUCGGUGCAGAGAACAGUCGUCGUAGCUGAGGUAUCGUCUACGGAGCCUAAUCUAAAGCUUUCGAAGAGGACAACGCAGCCACCAACUAGUUCCAACACCGAUGGACCACCAUGUUCUCUAGAAUCUCUUUAUCAAGGGCUUCCGGAUAAAGUAAUCAUACUUGGGGAUCAAUUGGAUAAUGAUGUUGUCCCAUAUGGAACUAGCGUUCCGCUGGCAUGCGAAGAUGGUCUGCGACUACAAGCCAAAGCUGAAGCUAAAUGUAAAGAAUAUCAGAAGUGGAAAAUUCCCAGUGUCCGUUGUGUUUCCGGAUGUGGACCUAUCCCGAAAGCUGAUAAUUCUCAACUCAUCAUAGAACCUGAAAAAGAAUUUUAUGUAUUUGGGGAAGCUGUAAUAUUUUCAUGUCCUCUAGGCCAUACUUUAACUUCAGAGCUUCAACUUGUUGUGUGUUUAGGCAACACCUGGUCAGCAGAUGAAUUUCCAGAUUGUAAAAAUGUGUAAAUCGUGUGUAAAUAUAGAACAUUAAUACAGUCCUUUUAACAAAAGAAAAAGACACUGUUUUCUAAUUACCUUUUUCAAGUCUGAAAUAUAUCUCAUGAAGCCUC